CUCACACUUGUAUAGCAUCAACUUACUUUAACUAAAUCCACCUGCCUAAGUCGAAGGUAGACGAUGGGUGAAAGAAUUUACGCGUAUCUAAUUUUGUUGGCCAUCCCUUUGGUUUUGACUCAAGGAGCAAACGAAAUUUGCGUGACAGACAAUGCAGACGUUGGCUUUAUGUUAGACGCAGAUGGUGGGGCAAAUGAGAGUGCAAGAAUUCAGCAAUUCAUCACCAGCAUGGUCAAUGCUGCUUUUGUGUUGGGCCCGGAAAACGUUCAAAUAGCAAUAUUUUCUGUUUCACCGAUUGGUAAUACGCCUAAGCCCUUUAUCAUUCUCAAUAACAGACAUUCGAAGUCUUUAUUAGACUACUUCAUCGGAACAAUACAACUUAACUCGUUUAUGCCAAGCUCCAGCACAAAUUUCGCCCUAUUAUUUUUAGGAUCAGUUGUUCUUUAUCCACAGAAUUUAGCGGAUCGAGCGAAUGGCACAAAUGCCAGAAAAAUUGCAGUGCUUAUUACCACGCAGAAGACAUCCGAUUUGUGUAGGGCUGUGAGGGAGGCGGAUAGCCUGAAGCAGAGGGGUGCCGAGUUGUAUAUUAUAGGCGUGGGGGCAGGGGUUGAUGUCCUGGAACUACAAGCUAUGGCCACAGCCCCCGCAGAAGAACAUACUUUCGUCUUAAACACAUUUGAUGACCUUGUUCAUUUUACCAGCAACUUUUCCAAGGCUCUUUGUUCAGGUGGCACCACAAUCAGCACUGCAGCACCAGGGACUUCAGACUGGUACAGACACUACCAAUCUAAAUGUCCAAAGCCUACAACCAUUCAAACGACAUCAACGGCAAGCGAUACAAAUGUGAGUUCCGGGUACAAAAUAACAUCAGUUUCUUCACAGGACAACACUGAUUUAACCAGAGAUACAAAGACCACCCCCUCAGAGGCCAGCGAUACUACUGUGAGUUCCGGGGACAAAAUAACGUCAGUUUCUUCACAGGACAACACUGCACCAUAUGUGAUGGCAAGGACAGAUUCAACCAGAGACAUAAAGACGAACCCAGUAAUUGCCAGCGAUACCACAGUGAGUUCCCGGGGCAAAAUAACAUCAAUUUCUUCCAAAUUUGUCACCCUUCUGGACAACACGUCAGCAUCUGUGACAUCGUUGACCGUUUCUCUCAGAGAAACAAAGACCAACCCUACAGAAGCCCUAUCUUCCAAAGCCUCACCCAGAAUGCCUGAUAAGACAGGUAUAGGGACGACACCAAUCGCCGCAGAGCAAGAAAAAUCCACGAAAGAAAACUUAUCAGGCCAAUCGAAUGGAAUGGACGGUAUGAUGAUUGGUAUAAUCGCCGGUGUCGCGUCUGCAGUUGUCAUCGGUGGCGUGGCGGGUUUGACUAUUUACCUUAAAAAAUCCCCGCAAAGUGUUCGACCAAGUAUGUUAGAGAACCAAAUGAAAGAGAAGCAUAAAAGUGAAGAAAAACAGAAAGCGGACUCUAUGGUGGAUGUGAUGAUAUAG
This is a messenger RNA of Lingula anatina, 1500 nucleotides long. RefSeq names its product cartilage matrix protein-like. The record is from RefSeq and is a predicted model, not a curated record. NCBI's taxonomy places the organism in Eukaryota, Metazoa, Brachiopoda, Lingulata, Lingulida, Lingulidae.